Pangasianodon hypophthalmus (striped catfish) is the source of this 695-nucleotide messenger RNA. RefSeq names its product lymphocyte antigen 86 (gene ly86). NCBI's taxonomy places the organism in Eukaryota, Metazoa, Chordata, Actinopteri, Siluriformes, Pangasiidae. Gene Ontology annotation, biological process: positive regulation of lipopolysaccharide-mediated signaling pathway; innate immune response. The coding region runs from base 85 to 588 and encodes 167 amino acids. The transcript is spliced from 5 exons. The record is from RefSeq and is a predicted model, not a curated record.
AAAUAGGAAGUGUCACAUACUCGCUCAUUUUGUACCAUUUCCUGUUCACAAUAACGUGAAGUCAGGAAAGAUCUAUGCCUUGAAAUGAUUUACAAACAUAUACAUUUCAGUAUGAAGUUAUACAUUGUUGUAGUGAUCCUGAGCAUGUUACAGCUAUCUUCAGGGGACACAGAGGAAGACUACUGGCCUGUUCACACUGCGUGCAACUCAGACAAGAUCCAAGUGAUAUACAGGAGCUGUGACCCCAUACAGGAUGUAGGCUUCACACUCAGUUCCUGUUCAGACAUAAUGACACAGCCAUACGUCAAAGUAUCCUUUCUCCUGAGGCAAUCCAUUGAUGAACUUUAUCUAUCUCUGGGUCUGUUUCACAACGGUGUUUUCAUUGUCCACUAUGAUGAGCCCCUCUGCUUAAAAAAUUUCCCUCGUUUCACCUUCUGUGGCAACAGGAGAGGAGAAAUGGUUACUAUUCAGAUGUUUGUGCCAGGGCUGGAGCAUCCACUAAAGGGUCACUACAACUUUAAAGUACAUUGCAUAAACCAAAAUGGCUUCCAGAUUGGUUGUGUGAAUGCCACGGCUAUAUUUCAUUAACAUCUGAAAAAGAAUGAACAGUUAAAAGUGUGUAUUAUUUGGAGUUUGUUCACAAAAUGCUAUCCUGAUUUUAACAAAUAACUGAAAUAAAAGGUGUUUAAAAAUAA